UCGGAUACACUUCCUAUUUAUGAGCCUGGACUAAAAGAAGUGGUCGAGUCUUGCCGAGGAAAGAAUCUUUUCUAUUCUACAAAUAUUGAUGAUGCCAUCAAAGACGCAGACUUGGUUUUUAUUUCAGUUAAUACACCAACAAAGACCUAUGGUAUGGGAAAAGGCCGUGCUGCAGACCUGAAAUACAUUGAAGCUUGUGCCAGGCGAAUUGUCCAAAACUCCAAUGGUUACAAAAUUGUUACAGAGAAAAGUACAGUGCCAGUGCGGGCAGCUGAAAGUAUUCGGCGUAUAUUUGAUGCCAACACUAAGCCUAAUUUGGACCUGCAGGUGCUGUCUAACCCAGAGUUUUUAGCUGAGGGAACAGCAAUUAAAGACUUAAAAAAUCCAGACCGAGUGCUGAUUGGUGGUGAUGAGACUCCCGAGGGACAGAAGGCGGUCCAAGCUCUCUGUGCUGUUUAUGAGAAUUGGGUUCCAAAAGAGAGGAUUAUUAGGACUAACACGUGGUCUUCAGAGCUCUCUAAAUUGGCUGCAAAUGCUUUUCUUGCGCAGCGGAUCAGCAGUAUUAACUCCAUUAGCGCCCUGUGUGAAGCGACGGGGGCGGAUGUUGAGGAGGUGGCCAUGGCCAUCGGUAUGGACCAAAGAAUUGGAAGCAAGUUUCUGAAAGCCAGUGUCGGAUUUGGUGGUAGCUGUUUCCAGAAGGAUGUGCUGAAUUUAGUUUAUUUAUGUGAAGCCCUGAACUUGCCUGAAGUUGCACGGUACUGGCAGCAGGUGAUUGAUAUGAAUGACUAUCAGAGAAGGAGAUUUGCUUCCCGGAUUAUUGAUUGCCUCUUUAACACAGUGACUGACAAGAAGAUUGCUCUGCUCGGAUUUGCAUUCAAGAAGGACACUGGAGACACA
Molecule: messenger RNA, 897 nt
Organism: Ailuropoda melanoleuca (giant panda)
Lineage: Eukaryota; Metazoa; Chordata; Mammalia; Carnivora; Ursidae
Product: UDP-glucose 6-dehydrogenase-like
Exons: 1
Biological process (GO): glycosaminoglycan biosynthetic process; polysaccharide biosynthetic process
Cellular component (GO): nucleus
Molecular function (GO): NAD binding; UDP-glucose 6-dehydrogenase activity
Source: RefSeq, a predicted model, not a curated record